AUGUAUCACCUCUUCAAAUCCAUCUACCUCCACGCCACCAGCAAAGAAGAAUACUCCAUCCUGCUCCUCGGCCUCGACAACGCCGGCAAAACCACUCUCCUCGAGCAGAUCAAGGCGCACUACUCGACCCACGCGCACCCGAACCUCAAAACCGUGCCCACCGUCGGCCAAAACGUUGCCACAAUCACGCUGCCAGACCUCUACCUCAAGAUCUGGGAUGUAGGCGGCCAGCACUCUCUCCGCGGGCUAUGGCAGAGCUACUACAGCAGCUGCCACGCCAUCGUCUUCGUCAUCGACUCGACCGACGUUGGGGAUGCAGACAUAGCCCGCUUGGCCGCCGGAGCAUCCUCAGCGGAUGAAGAGGGCAGGCUGGAGGAGUGCAGACUGGUGCUUGAGGAUGUGCUGCAGAACCAGGAUACUGAGGGCGUGCCCGUGCUCAUUUUGGCGAACAAGCAGGACAGGGAAGACUGCGUCGAGGUCGUGCGGAUUAAGGAGGGGCUUGUGAGGAAGGUGUUUGAGGGCGAGAAGGGCGGGAGUGUGAGGGAUAGUAGGGUGUUGCCGUGCGCGGCGCUGACGGGGACAGGGGUGCAGGAGGCGGUGGAGUGGAUUUGUUCGAGGGUCAAGUGGAAUAAGGAGAGUCGGCCUCCUGUCAUGCGAUGA
Coniosporium apollinis CBS 100218 is the source of this 660-nucleotide messenger RNA. RefSeq lists its product as uncharacterized. The coding region runs from base 1 to 660 and encodes 219 amino acids. The record is from RefSeq and is a predicted model, not a curated record. Gene Ontology annotation, molecular function: GTP binding; GTPase activity. Lineage: Eukaryota; Fungi; Ascomycota; Dothideomycetes. Gene Ontology annotation, cellular component: Golgi apparatus. Gene Ontology annotation, biological process: protein localization to organelle; intracellular protein transport; Golgi to plasma membrane protein transport. The transcript is spliced from 2 exons.